Tauraco erythrolophus (red-crested turaco) is the source of this 678-nucleotide messenger RNA. Its product is annotated as claudin-15. Gene Ontology annotation, cellular component: bicellular tight junction; membrane. The record is from RefSeq and is a predicted model, not a curated record. NCBI's taxonomy places the organism in Eukaryota, Metazoa, Chordata, Aves, Musophagiformes, Musophagidae. Gene Ontology annotation, molecular function: structural molecule activity.
AUGGCAUCAUUUUCUCAACAAAUUUGUGCAUUGCUGCUGGCUUUAGCAGGAUUCACCAUUUUACUUAUUACUACCAUGUCCAACAGAUGGAAAAUUUCAGACACUGCAACAGGGCUGGUUACUACAGACUGGGUUUCUGAAGGUCUUUGGAUGGACUGUGCGGUGAAUGCUUUUGGAUCAAUACAGUGCAAGAAAUUUCUCUACAUGUUGAGUUCAGACACUUAUAUUCAAGCAUGCCGUGCCUUGAUGAUUACUUCCAUCCUUUUGGGAUUCAUAUCUACAGUUCUAUCGCUGCUUGGUUUGAAGUGCACAAAGAUCGGCUUCAGUGAUGAAGAUGUAAAAAUGAAGUUAACUGUCACGGGAGGAUUUCUCUUUAUUUUCGGAGGUCUCUGCUCCAUGGUGGCUGUUUCUUGGUAUGCUGCGAUGGUUACUACUCAGUUUUUUGACCCAUUGUAUGCUGGAACCAAGUAUGAACUAGGAGAUGGUCUAUACUUAGGCUGGGCUGGAUCUAUUCUUUAUAUGCUUGGUGGGAUCUUACUGACCUGUUCAUGCAAACGGAAGAAAAACCAGGAUUACAGUUGCAACAAAUACGCAUAUUCGGCAGGCCAGGCAUCUCAUCGGCCGCGCAUUUACACCAAAAACUCUGAGACGGACACAAGCAACAAGGAGUACGUCUAA